AUGCAAAUAUGGCUGAAUCCAAACCUGACAAUAAACACUCCAAAUGGAUCACACCUUUCGUGAAACAGUGCUUUGUAACGAUGGGAGUCGCACUCAGCAUGAUGAGCCAUACGACGGUACUAGCAUUCCCGACGGCUCUUCUGCCACAACUCAGAGAAAGUCAUCUUAUUGAAAUUGACGACAAUUCUACGUCUUGGAUUGCAUCCAUUGUCGGUUUUGGACUCAUCACAGGCAUGUUAACAGUGCCUAUUAUUGUCCAUAUAUGCGGAAGAAGGGUGAUCAAUCUAAUAGCAGCUAUCACGGUUACCUUAGGAUGGAUAAUAAUAUACUCAGCUACGGCCACGCAUACAUUUAUAAUAGCAAGAUACAUGCAAAGUGUUGUCAACGGUUUUACCGCUAUUGUAGGUCCAGUCUUAAUUGGGGAAUACACAUCUCCCAGGAAUCGAGGAGCCUUUUUAACAACAUUAACUACAUCGUUUGCUAUUGGUGUAUUUCUUGCGCAUGCAACAGGAUCUUCCCUAUCUUGGCAGAAGUCAGCUUUAAUAUGUGGUUGUAUAAGUUUUGUAGAUAUAUUUAUAGUAUUAUGUUCUCCUGAAUCGCCUUUGUAUUUGGCGAAGAAAGGGAGAUAUGAAGAAUGCAAGAAAAGCUAUCACUGGCUGAAAGGUGAUGAAGAAAAUGAUGAAUUAGAUAAAAUGAUAAAAACUGCAAUGUCAGAGAAAGAAUACAAGAAUCAAACACAAAAUAUACUUAGUUACAAUUUGAUUAAGAAAAUGAUUAAAGAAUAUGUUUUAACAUUAAAGAAAAGGGAGUUUUACAAGCCUGUUGUUGUUAUGUUUCAUCUUCAGGUUAUUAAUGUUUAUUGUGGUGUCAUUCUUUUUGAUGUCUUUGCUAUAGAUAUGCUGCAUACACUUACAGGUUCUAAUAUUAAUGUUCCUUUAGUGUUGUCAUCUUUGGACUUGCAAGCAAUAGUUACAAAUUUGCUAUCAAUAAUAAUUAUAAAGAAAUUUAGAAGAAAAACAGUCUUAACCAUUUGUACUUUGCUGACUAUAACAGCGUAUUUAUUAAUUUCUACUUACUCAUAUUUAAGAACUCAAGAAUUGUUACCAUUUGAUUAUCCAAUUAUUGGAAUAUUACUAUGUCAUUUUCAUUUAGCGGCCAUAUACACUGGUUGUGUUUCAAUACCAAAUAUAAUUGCAGGAGAAAUAUUUCCAUUUGAAUAUAAAGGUAUUGGUGGAAUGGUUUCUCAAGUAACUUUCUCAGUAUGCCUCUCAGUGACUUUAAAAGUAUUACCAUAUUUGUUUUCAUCGAUAGGCCUACCUGGCACAUAUUGCGUUUUAGCUGUAUUACUUAGUUAUGGUCUAAUAGUCUCAAUUAUCAUACUACCAGAAACAAAAGAUAAAACUCUACAGGAUAUAGAAGAUACCCUUAAAGGAAACAGUAUUGUUGGUCAGAAAAUAGAAUCAGAUAUGUUAAUAUCCUAAUUUAUAUGUUUAUAGACAUAACCAACAACAAACAUAAACAGGUUAAUUAUUGGUCGUCAUCAUCUGCUUCAUCCUUAUCCCGUUUAUUUAGGGUCGGCGUAACAUGUUUUUCUCUUCCAUUCAUCCCUGUUGGCAGUCAUCUCGUUAUUUACUCCUUUCCUUACCAUGACAUUAUCAUCUUUCACACAGUCCAUGUAUAUCUUUUUUGGCCUUCCUCUGCUCUUAUAACUAUUCACAUUAACAUGUAACACCUUCAUAUGA
Achroia grisella is the source of this 1742-nucleotide messenger RNA. Its product is annotated as facilitated trehalose transporter Tret1-like. NCBI's taxonomy places the organism in Eukaryota, Metazoa, Arthropoda, Insecta, Lepidoptera, Pyralidae. The record is from RefSeq and is a predicted model, not a curated record. The coding region runs from base 9 to 1481 and encodes 490 amino acids. Gene Ontology annotation, cellular component: membrane. The transcript has 3 exons. Gene Ontology annotation, molecular function: transmembrane transporter activity. Gene Ontology annotation, biological process: transmembrane transport.